Messenger RNA from Symbiodinium sp. CCMP2456, 816 nucleotides. The record is from the annotation of a GenBank genome assembly. Lineage: Eukaryota; Dinophyceae; Suessiales; Symbiodiniaceae.
AUGAUCGCGACGUACCCACGAGUCCUUGGCUACAGCAUUGAGGUUGCCAAGAUGAUCGCAACGUUUCCGGCUGUGCUUGGCUGCAGCAUUGAAGCAAAUCUGAAGCCAACGGUUGAGUGGAUCAAGGGGUUGGGCCUGAGCCGGUCGCAGGUUGCCAAGAUAAUGCAGAGAUAUCCGCAAAUGCUUAGCUUGAGCAUUGAAGCAAAUCUGAAGCCAACGGUUGAGUGGAUCAAGGGGUUGGGCCUGAGCCGGUCGCAGGUUGCCAAGGUGAUACAGACGUUUCCGCAAGUGCUUGGCUAUAGCAUUGAGGCAAAUCUGAAGCCAACAGUUAAGUGGAUCAAGGGGUUGGGUCUGAGCCAGUCGCAGGUUGCAAGGGUGGUCACAACGUUUCCGCCUGUGCUUGGCUAUAGCAUUGAGGCCAACCUCAAACUGAAACAUUGCCUUUUGCAGAAGUACUUUGCUGGAGGGAAGGCCGAGGCUUUGCUGGCGCAAGCACCGCGUCUGUGGAGCUACAGGUUCACUCGACUUCAGCACCGUCUCGGUGUCCUGAAGUCUCAAGGUCAGCUUUCGAAGCUUGCAGGCGCCAUGACCAUGCCACUGGAUGCCUUCAACCGCAGAUUCCCCAAUCCAGGCUGUCGGCCCUGGAAUCACGUUGGUCAAUGCGGCUGGAGGAGGAGUGCCCUCGUCUGCUUCAGCUGCUCCAGGAGGGAGCGCUGGCAUACCAGAAGGGCUUCAUUGCCCUGCCGCACGCUCCGCGUGUCACCAUCCGGUUCAUCCGCACUAUCGAGCCUGCCUACCCUUUGCGCGAGCUGCUGA